Molecule: messenger RNA, 567 nt
Organism: Pelobates cultripes (western spadefoot toad)
Lineage: Eukaryota; Metazoa; Chordata; Amphibia; Anura; Pelobatidae
Source: the annotation of a GenBank genome assembly
AUGCUCCGGAAUCUGCAUUCAUCUCUAAGGGAGGUUUUCAAACUAAUUACGGAAGACCUCCGCAAAGACCUUCAUGGGCUCGGGGCGGGAACGGAAGCCCUAGUAGAUAAAACGGACGAGCUAUGUGUAGCUCACACUGAAAUGCUCAAUAGGAUGGCUAAAAUGGAGACAGAACACCUCAACUUGGUGGGCAAAUUCGCCGACAUGGAAGACCGCUUGCGGCGGAAUAACAUCACGUUGCGAGGGGUACCGGAAUAUGUCUUCCAAGAAGAACUCCCGCAGCAUCUAAUGAGUUUGUUCAAAUUCCUCCUACUAUCAGUGGCAGACGCAGACCUGUUGAUUGACAGAACACACAGAGGGCCCAAACCACGUGGCCUGGCUGCAGACAUCCCAAGAGACAUCAUUGUGAGACUCCAUUAUUUCCAUAUCAAAGAGGCAAUCCCCCAAGCCCAUAGGAAAGCACCUGACCUACUGGAGUACCUGAGAGGAAUAUCCCUGAUUAUCAAUCUCUCUGCCACCACGAUGGCCAAGCGGAGAGAAUUUGUCAAUACAAAAAAAAUGCAAUGA